Messenger RNA from Linepithema humile (Argentine ant), 536 nucleotides. It is a transcript of the gene RpS12, whose product is annotated as ribosomal protein S12. Gene Ontology annotation, cellular component: cytosolic small ribosomal subunit; nucleus; ribosome. Gene Ontology annotation, molecular function: sequence-specific DNA binding; structural constituent of ribosome; DNA-binding transcription factor activity, RNA polymerase II-specific. The record is from RefSeq and is a predicted model, not a curated record. NCBI's taxonomy places the organism in Eukaryota, Metazoa, Arthropoda, Insecta, Hymenoptera, Formicidae. Gene Ontology annotation, biological process: cell differentiation; translation; regulation of transcription by RNA polymerase II.
AGAAUCGAUGUAACGCAUGCUCAAAGCUGUACGAUUUCUCUUCUUUCUUCGGCGAAGGUCUUCAGCUCAGUCGAAACAUGUCUGACGUGGAAAAUGAUGAUGUGCCGUCUGCUAUGGCAACGGGUGGAAGUAUGGAUGUUAACACAGCAUUACAAGAAGUUUUGAAGAAUUCUCUUAUUCAUGACGGUGUUGUACAUGGUCUUCAUGAAGCUGCUAAGGCAUUAGACAAGAGACAAGCCAUGCUUUGCAUUUUAGCAGAUAAUUGUGAUGAACCAAUGUACAAGAAAUUAGUUCAAGCAUUAUGCAAUGAACAUCAAAUUCCACUGAUAAAAGUAGAUAAUAACAAAAAGUUGGGCGAAUGGGCUGGAUUGUGUAAAAUUGAUAGUGCGGGCAAAGCACGUAAAGUGGUUGGCUGCUCAUGCGUUGUCAUAAAGGAUUUUGGGGAGGACACACCCGCGAAAGAUGUUUUAAUGGAAUAUUUAAAGCAAAGCACUGUACAUUAAAAGUCUUUUAAUAAAAUAUUUGACAUAAAUUAA